Phyllopteryx taeniolatus (common seadragon) is the source of this 2622-nucleotide messenger RNA. RefSeq names its product ankyrin repeat and SOCS box protein 2-like. Gene Ontology annotation, cellular component: nucleus; cytoplasm. Lineage: Eukaryota; Metazoa; Chordata; Actinopteri; Syngnathiformes; Syngnathidae. The transcript is spliced from 10 exons. Bases 379 to 2301 code for a protein of 640 amino acids. The record is from RefSeq and is a predicted model, not a curated record. Gene Ontology annotation, molecular function: protein binding.
CUGUUGUACUUUUGAAUACACAAAUAUACUCGUGGUUAAAGAAAUGACACAACCAUGUCAACAAGUUAAGUUCAUCUUAGUUGAGCAAUUUUGUGGUCCUCCACAUAUACAUUUGCUAACAGAGAGUCUGGUCUGACUUCCUUUGGCUGCAAACAGCAUGCUUGAAGGACUUCUCUGUGUCACACGACAAGCACACGCCACUUGCAGUUUUGUCACACGAAACAUGUUUCACACUUUUGCCAACGUGAUUGUGAAACCCAAAUGUGCAUGACGAGUUCUGAUGCAUCACAGCAACUUUUUCAUAUUUUCUCCAGCUCGUACAGCGGUGUCAGCUACUACUUUGAGUAAUCACUGGCUCUGAGCAUCAGGACACACUUGAUGUCUGCCUGGUCCUCUGGGAUGAUUGCAAUCAACGGAUGUGGGUCACUUCACCAGAGACUCAACGUGGAUGUCAAAAACAGGCUGGCUGUUGAUCUUUUCUCCGCUUCAGGCAACACUGUGCAUCAGCUCAGGGAUGUUGACCCAGUGGUCCUGGCCAUCCGAGGGGGGGAUGCGGAGGCUGUUAAGAAGCAGGCGGCAUCUUCCCCUCACAGUCUGAUGAGGGAGAACAAAGAAGGCUGGAUCCCUUUGCAUCAUGCAGCCUUCAGCGGACAGCAUGAGUGCUUGAGGACCUUACUGAAUGCACAUCCAGGUUCUGCAGACAAACGCACUCUGCAAGAACAGACAGGCUUGCUGCUCGCUGCGUCUGGUGAUCAUUUGCCGUGUGUGAAGUGUCUUCUGGAGUCUGGAGCUGAUCCUGACAUCAGCAACAAGAACAAAGAAAGCCCUUUGUACACAGCCUGCAGGUUGGACAACGUGGACAUGGUGUGCCUCAUCCUCUCGUUCGGGGCCUCCGUGAACCAGAGGUGUCCUCAGGGAUGGACAGCCCUUCACCAGGCCGUAUCCAGGAACAACACAGCGACGUGUGACAUUCUCAUCGGAGCCGGGGCCACUAUAAACCCCUCCAACACCUACAGCAUUACGCCACUCAUUGUAGCAGCUCGGCUGGGACGCUUGAAAGCACUGAAUUACCUCAUUGGAAAAGGUGCUGAUGUGAACAUGCAGACUUGCGAAGGUAUCACGGCGCUGCAUGAGGCCAGUAAAAAUGGCCACAAGGAAAUUGCGGCAGUGUUGUUGUCCACAAAUGCAGACGCAAAUAAGACGACUGACUCAGGAUUACUCCCUCUGCAUGUUGCAGCUCAACAUGGACACCAAGAGGUGGUGCGCCUGCUCGUCCCUGUGACGAGUCGCACCAGGCUUCGGCACAGCGGGAUCAGCCCUCUGCACCUGGCAGCUGAGCACAACAGGCCGCAAGUGGCAGCUGUGCUCCUCAAGACAGGUGCAGAUGUCAACGCCACACUGGCCCCCGCGCGCUCGGCACGCUACGCCGAUGGACGCACGACAGCCCUCGGCUUCGCCGUCGCCAACGGCUCCACGGAGACCGCCGCGGUGCUCCUGAACGCCGGCGCCGCCACAGGCCUGGACCCCGUCAGUCCUCUGUUGCUGGCCGUGCAGAGGGGCAGCGUGGCCACUGUGUCACUGCUGCUGCAGAGGGGAGCUGACGUCAACGCUAGAAUGCCGUCCUGGGCUACGACGUUCCCUCCCGUUGUUGCUCUCUGCAUGGAUAACCUGCCUCUACUCAAGUGUCUUCUGGAUAACGGCUGUGAUGCCCUUUCCUGCUUCUCCUGCCCAUAUGGUGGAGGUCCUCAUCCAGAACAAUCCCAUAUUAGAAAUAUUGGCGACCUGUCUUCCUUAAACUCCAGUGGGCCAGCACAUGAAGUAACACAGUUCUGUGAAUGGAUUUCAUCAUCAUUCAUGAGGAAAUGGGCCGGACCCAUCGUAGACUUGCUGCUGGAGCACGUCGCUCAUGUUCAACUGUGCAGCAAACUCACUCAACUGCUUGAGAGCCGCCACGAAUGGGUCGCUGUGAAGAGGAAGUCGUAUAUGGUAUCAUUAAGGCGGCACGGUGACCGACUGGUUAGAGCGUCUGCCUCACAGACAGAGGACCGGGGUUCAAUCCCCGGUCCCGCCUGUGUGGAGUUUGCAUGUUCUCCCCGUGCCUGCGUGGGUUUUCUCCGGGCACUCCAGUUUCCUCCCGCAUCCCAAAAACAUGCAUGUGUCACCUCGUCCACUACGUCAUCUUUGCAGACUGAAUGUUCGCAGCCACGUGGGCCCGCACAGACUGAGAUCCCUCUCAAGUUUACCUCUACCAGGACGACUGAUCGCAUACCUCACUGCGAUGGACUGAUGACAUUAAGAUGACUUCACUUGGCAUCUCAGUCAUUAAGUACAUUUAUAUUUGUCUGUGUCUUUUUGAAAACCUAAUAUAUCUCAUCUGUAUGAUAUGUAUAUUUAUAAACCCUGUGAUGUGGCUUUCUCUCCUUAUGAUUUGAUUUAUUAUGUUAUUCUGAUUUCACAGGAACCCUCAGUGAAGGGUAAAAAUUAACUUAAGCCCACAGGACCUCUUGUGGGAAUUGUUUAUUUAAGAAAUGAAAGCUGCUGUAUCAAACAUUACUGUGACUAAGAAAAUCAAUUCUACUCCUCGCAUUUCUAUUCUCAUAGAUUAAAGAGACCUUGAAUAUG